UGAUGUCACAAAGGCUGGCCACAGGCGGGAACAUUCUAGAUAUCCAGUCUAGAGACGGCUGUCCCCCCUGUGGCUACAGCAGAGGAGGGGGUGACCAAAGCUGAUAAAAAGACGCUGGAGACAGAAGUGGGCACUGCCAUCCCGACGACAGAGAAGGUCCCAGGAGACCAGAUGCUUCCCAGACAGUAAGAAGAGAGGCCAAGGGUACUGUGGACACCAUGUCCUCGAACAAGCCGGGUCCAAAGGAGAGAGAUCACCGAGCAGAAACUAAAGCCAGAGGCCCCAGCUACUGGACGUCAAGGCGCGACGGCGAGGUGCACCUGCGGCAGGAGGACGCCUUCGCCAGCCAGGCGCCCGUCACCGUGCACGACAUGGUCAUGAACACGGCCAUCAAGUACGCCAACUACAUCGCGCUCGGCUCCAAGCACAGGACCGGCUGGCACCUGCUCACCUACAUCGAGUACUACGAGGAAUGCCGGCGCGCCGCCAAGGCCUUCCUCAAGCUGGGCCUGGAACGCUUCCACAGCGUGGGGAUCAUGGGGUUAAACUCCGAGGAGUGGGUCAUCGCGAGCAUUGGUGCUAUCAUGGCUGGAGGCUUCUCCGUUGGCAUCUUGUCCACCAACUCUCCAAAAACCUGCCAGGUCAUCGCCGAAAGCUCGGAGAUGGACAUCUUUGUGGUGGAUAAUGACAGACAGCUGCAGAAAAUCAUCCAGAUCCAGGGCUACUUGAAGCACCUCAAGGCCAUCGUCCAGUACAAGGAGGAGAUCCGGACCCGGCUGCAGAACCUGUAUUCUUGGAGAGGCUUCCUGGACCUGGCAGACGGCGUCUCGGAAGACACGCUAAACCAGGUCAUCGACUCCCAAAAGCCCAACCAGUGCUGUGCCCUGCUCUACAGCAUGUCGAUCGCCGGCCCCCCAAAGCCCGUGAUGCUCAGCCACGACAACAUCACGUGGACCACGGAGACCGCUGCGCAGACCCUGUCUUGUAAGUGCCCCCCGGAGGAACAGGAGGUCCUGGUGAGCUACCUCCCGCUCAGCUACCUGACGGCCCAGCUCUUCGACGUGUGGGUCUCCAUCUCUGUCGCCGGAGCCCUCUACUUUGCCCAGCCGGAUGCUCUGAGGGUUCCCAGGGAGAGAACACGUACCUGCAGGUUCCCCGCGGCCCAAACCGGAAAACUUUACGGACGACGAAAGUUUCGGUGUCGUGCCUUCACGCGUCACAAAAACAGUUGCCCUCCCGGAACUCUUGAGAGGCCUUUUCAUGACGUCAAGGCCAUCUCGGCUCUGGGGCUGGCCUCUGCCACCCCUGUCCUGGCCGGUAGAAAGGCUGGCUCGGGCGGGCGCGGUGGGACUUGCCUCGCUUGGUACAGAUUUCACUCGCCAGCCUUCAGGGUCCAUGUUUCGGUGGUGGUCUCGCUGCGGGAACCUUUCCCGGUUACCAGGAAGGAGGGCUCCCUGAUAGACACGCUGCGGGAGGUCAAGCCCACCAUGUUCUACGGCGUCCCGUGGGUCUGGGACAGAUUGCUGGACAGCCUGAAGACCAGCCAGCUGGCCUCCACCCCCUUCCGGAGGAGGCUCGACAAGUGGGCCAUGUGUCUGGGGCUCAGGACCAACAAAAGGCGGAUGUUGGGGCAGACCCGCCCCCCCCUGUGCUUCAGCCUGGCCAAGAGGCUGACCUUCAGCCAAGCACGGAGGUUCCUGGGCCUGCAGCGUUGUCGCCAGUACUUCAACCUGGGCACGGGGCUCUCCGGAGCCACCACGGAGUACUUCCUCAGCCUCAACAUGCCCAUCUGUGAGCUCUACGGCCUGUCCGAGAGCACGGGCGUCCACACGCUGUCCAGGCAGGAGGGCUUCCGGCUGCUGAGGCUUCCCGGAGGACUCGUGCCGAGUUGAAAGAAGAACGGGACAGAACAGGCGACCGGGGCGAGAGUCAUGGCCCUUCUGGUGCGCCCGCUUUCUCUCCUGUCCUGGAUCUUCCUCACCUGGGGCUCACCUCUCCAACGGGGACCGUUUUCAAAGAUAAAACCAGACGCUACUUAAAGCGACAGGGGCCGCGAGGAGGGUCCAGUACGAUCCGACCUCCGCUUCCAUUUGGGCCGAGGGGACCGGACAUCUUAGAGUCUGUGGGGUAGGGGAGGCUGGUGGGGGCUUGAGUGGUCUGGGAAAUGGCAGUCACACACACACACACACAAAAAGCAGGAAGGGAGGGGGUUCAGUAACUCAUCCGGGUGUCCGCAGACCGGUGCCGCUCUAGAGAGAAAUAAACUCCUCGCGCGUUUCUGGAAGGAGGCGAUGGUGUAGGUCAGUGCCAGCCGCCCCUCCGCGGUGGGGCCCGUUCCCUCCCACAAGAGCUGGAGGAGACAGCCAGAGUUGAUCUCCCGAAUGUUUGCAUUUCAAAGGGAGGAGACCGUUCUGGGGAGUAGAUUUGCAUCUCAAAGGGCGGAGAAAGGACUUAUCCGCGAGCUCUUUAAAGGAGCUAGUCUACGGGGAAGGGGGGGGGGGGGUUAAGCGGCCAUCUGGGAAAUCCUCCUGGCAGCUUGGGGUUUUCUCGGGCAGGAAUGCGGGGGGCGGGGGGAUGGAGUCAUCCUGGGGAUGGGGCCCGCGCUUUCAGAAACGCGAAUAUGUUCUCAGGUCUUUCUGUGUGGGAGUGGAUGCAAUCGUUCGAGCACAGAGCCUGCGGCUCUUAGACGUCAAGGCUAGGACCCAGCGAGAAGAGGGCUCAGAGGAGCCCGACCAGAGUUUGGUCAGGGAGAGACUCACUAUCCUUAGUGCGCCUUGGCUUUGGGGGAGGUGGGAUCAACUUUCAGCAGGGACAGGACAAAGAGCCAAUCACAAAGCGCUUAUUCACCUCGACCCCCGAACCCAGAGAGGCAGGGCAGAAAGGGGGUCAGGCAGGGAGGCUGAAGGAAGGAGAGGUUACUCGGCCGCUGGGAGGUGGUUUUGGGAGUUUCUGGUCCGGGCCCCAGCGGUGCUUCCUAGGUGGCUGCUUGGCCUGUGUCACACCCCUAGGGUUACAGCGGGGACAACCAGGUGUCACAGAAUCCCUCCCACGCGGGGUGUGGGGCUUGCAAUCUAGGCAGCCAGAGACAGCCCUUGGUCCUUCCAGAUCACUCCACACAAGCCGUAAAGCGGCCCACG
Molecule: messenger RNA, 3137 nt
Organism: Felis catus (domestic cat)
Lineage: Eukaryota; Metazoa; Chordata; Mammalia; Carnivora; Felidae
Gene: ACSBG3
Product: long-chain-fatty-acid--CoA ligase ACSBG2-like
Exons: 12
Coding region: 219-1892 (557 amino acids)
Cellular component (GO): endoplasmic reticulum; membrane
Molecular function (GO): long-chain fatty acid-CoA ligase activity
Source: RefSeq, a predicted model, not a curated record